AUGAUGAAUUUUAAUAUAUCACACGCCAGCUACCAUAGUUUCAUUCUGACAGGUAUCCCAGGGAUGCCAGACAAGAACCCAUGGAUGGCCUUUGCCUUGGGAUUUCUCUACACACUAACUCUUCUGGGAAAUGGCACCAUCCUGGCUGUCACCAAGGUGGAUCAGAGUCUCCAUGAACCAAUGUACUACUUCCUCUCUAUCUUGGCUCUGACUGAUGUUAGUCUCUCCAUGUCUACCUUGCCCACCAUGCUCAGCAUCUUCUGGUUUAAUGCCCCUGAGAUUGCCUUUGAUGCAUGCAUCACACAGAUGUUCUUCAUCCAUGGAUUCGGAGUAGUAGAAUCAGGAGUGCUAGUGUCCAUGGCCUUCGACAGAUUUGUGGCCAUCCGAAACCCACUACGCUAUGUUUCCAUCCUCACCCAAGGUGUUAUUACCAAGAUUGGAAUAACUGUCCUUGCCCGGGCAGUCUGUGUGGUCUUCCCUGUGCCCUUCCUUAUAAAACGGCUACCAUUCUGUCAUUCCAAUGUCCUGUCUCAUCCUUACUGUCUCCACCAAGAUGCAAUGCGACUAGCUUGUGCUAGCACCCGGAUCAACAGCCUCUAUGGCCUCAUCAUUGUCAUCUUCACACUAGGGUGGGAUGCUCUUAUCAUUCUUUUUUCCUACGUGCUCAUCCUGCAGACUGUGCUGGGCAUUGCCUCCAGAGCUGAAAGGUUCAAAACCCUUAACACCUGCCUCUCUCACAUCUGUGCUGUGCUUCUCUUCUAUGUUCCUCUCAUUGGUGUCACCAUGGUCCACAGAUUUGGGAAGCAUUUGUCACCAGUAGUGCACACACUAAUGGCCAAUAUCUACCUGCUGCUCCCCCCAGUAAUGAACCCCAUUGUUUACAGUGUGAAGACUAAGCAGAUACGAAGACGGAUCAUCCAAGUGUUCCAGAGGAAAGUCUAGUGGGUGGAGAUCACAUGUAAGAGACAGAAUAAGUAGCAAAUGGGAGGUUUAAUAUUUCCAUUUUCAGCAGUUAUAGUGCAGUCAAAUUAUCUACAUCUGGCAAAAUGCAAGAUUGGGAUAAGGUUUGUGGGUGAAGAUCCAACACAGGUCAUUCUUGUUCUGUAUAUAGUCUGUAUUUUGGAAUAUAUGCAUCUAAAAUGCAAUUGAAUUAAUUAAAAUUAUAUUUUUCUUCUUUAAAACAGAAGGUGAGCAUCAAUAAUGACAUAAGUUAUCACCUAUUAAUCCAGUUAACAUUUGUGAUUGUUUAUUCAUACAAUAUUAAGUAAUAUUUUCUUUAUCAGUUAAAUAGUAAUUACUUUAAAAAAUAUUCAAGUAGCCCUAUAGCACUGCUGAAAGGCUGGUUUCUGAGCUUUUUCUUAAAACAGA
Messenger RNA from Loxodonta africana (African savanna elephant), 1368 nucleotides. RefSeq names its product olfactory receptor 51H1-like. The transcript has a single exon. Gene Ontology annotation, molecular function: G protein-coupled receptor activity; olfactory receptor activity. The coding region runs from base 1 to 942 and encodes 313 amino acids. The record is from RefSeq and is a predicted model, not a curated record. Gene Ontology annotation, biological process: G protein-coupled receptor signaling pathway. Gene Ontology annotation, cellular component: plasma membrane. Lineage: Eukaryota; Metazoa; Chordata; Mammalia; Proboscidea; Elephantidae.